Manihot esculenta (cassava) is the source of this 1657-nucleotide messenger RNA. Its product is annotated as rho GDP-dissociation inhibitor 1. Gene Ontology annotation, molecular function: Rho GDP-dissociation inhibitor activity; protein binding. The coding region runs from base 471 to 1229 and encodes 252 amino acids. The transcript is spliced from 5 exons. Gene Ontology annotation, cellular component: cytoplasm; membrane; cytosol. Gene Ontology annotation, biological process: Rho protein signal transduction. NCBI's taxonomy places the organism in Eukaryota, Viridiplantae, Streptophyta, Magnoliopsida, Malpighiales, Euphorbiaceae. The record is from RefSeq and is a predicted model, not a curated record.
AUUCUUCAAGCUUCUUUUCUCUCUACCAAUCUCAAUAUGAUCCUUAAAAUUUCUAUAAAAAAAGGGGUCAAAGGCCACCCCCACAAUCUUCGGCAGCGACUCUGCUUCUUCAAUGUGUAUAUUUCGGAUCACCACUCCUCCAUAACUGCUCAUGAUCUCAUACUCUCUCCAAAGAUUUCAACUUCCUUCAACAACCCAUCACUAAGAGCUUCUACGAAAGACGAACCCAGCUUCUCUUUUGUUUUGUCUUCUUUUGCUUGUGGGUCUUUUAUCUAAUCUGUCGACAAAAAGGAUAAUUUGUCACCUUUUCUUUUCUUAUCUUUCUUUUCAAGACAGAUUCUGUAUUCCCUUUUCUUCCUUUACAAUGGGUAUCUUUCUUCUUUAAUCUUUUUCUCUGCAGAUAACAAACCCUUUUGUGUGUAUGUUUGUGGGUGUGAUUUGGGUCAGUUUUCGUUAAUGUUGAUGAUUUGAUGUCUUUGGCUGCUGGAGCUGUGGCUAGUUCGAGUACCAACAUGGGGCUUGAUGGAAACGAAAAUGAGGGUUCUGCGGAGAAAACUGGGAAUUUGGAAACUGAAACAUCCCAUCAAGAAGGUGGUGAUGAUUCAUCACACAAAUAUAAGAGGCAGAUGAGUGAGAGUUCCAUGGAUGCAACUGAUCAUGACGAUGAAGAUGAUGAAGAAGGCAACAAGAUUCAGCUUGGUCCUCAGUGCACCCUCAAAGAACAACUUGAGAAGGACAAGGAUGAUGAGAGCCUCAGGAAAUGGAAGGAACAGCUUCUAGGAACUGUUGAUUUUGAAAAUAUUGGAGAAACUCUUGAACCAGAUGUGAAAAUUCUUAGUCUGUCAAUCAUCAGCCCAGGCAGACCUGACAUUGUCCUGUCUGUUCCUGAGGAUGGAAAACCUGAGGGAAUAUGGUUUACUCUGAAAGAAGGUAGCCAUUACAACCUGAUGUUCUCUUUCCAAGUUCACAACAACAUAGUUUCUGGCCUCAAAUACAUCAACACUGUCUGGAAAACUGGUGUCAAGGUGGAUAGCUCAAAAGAGAUGCUUGGGACCUUCAGUCCUCAGCCAGAGUCCUACACUCAUAUGAUGCCAGAAGAGACCACUCCAUCAGGAAUGUUUGCCAGAGGAUCAUAUUCUGCAAGAUCAAAGUUUCUUGAUGAUGAUAACAAGUGCUACCUGGAGAUCAACUACACCUUCGACAUCCGAAAAGAAUGGGCUGCUACUUGAAAAACUCUGCAGCAAUCUGAAAUCUCUCAGCAACUCUCCGCGUUCGUGAGUUUGCUUAAUUAUCAUUUCCAGAGUUAAUUUUAACCACUACAAUGGAGAAGGAGAAAUUCAAUUGGUAAUGCUUUUAAUAAAUGGAGAGCUUAGCCUGUGUUUCCAAGUCAUCAAAUUCAGCAUGUCCAAAUCCUGAGCAGGAGUGGAGUCAUCUGGAUUGUUGAUGAGCAGGCUAGGCUCCAUUUAUUUAGUUGGUAGCAAAUCAAUGGCAUAUUAGGACUUAUUGAAGAUUUUAGAAAGCAAUGUAGGUAACGGGUUUGAUUAUAUUUUAAUUCCUUGUUUGUUUCAAUUCUUUUGAUGAUGUUAAAUGCUGAAGUUAGUUCAGACAUACUCUUAGCCAACCUAUUCUUAAAUUCUUUUUGUUGUUUCUCCUUGAA